AUGAAAGUUCGUCCAGUCAAACAUGAAUGUCCCAAAUGGCGCCCUUCCAAAAACAGACUUCAAAUCACGAGAGAUUACCGCCGAAAACGCUUAGCAGCUUUUAAACAAAAUACAGCAAAAGAAAAUGCACAGUCACCCCAUAAAAAAAUUAAAAAUGUUGCACAAGCAAACCGCGAUAAAACCUUAUUGCCUGUCAAAGGUAUCGAAAUAAAUCCUUUGUUGAAUAGCGACGUAAACGACAUAUCCAUUGAUCGUUUGGAAGGCAUUUCUGAAUUGCCUACUUUUUCACAUCAGGAAACAAAUAUUCAUCAAAUAUCUUCGAAUUACAUAAAAUCUAAAGAGUCUUAUCAGAAUUUUCUCGCAAAAGAAAUGUUAAAGGCGAAAAUGUCGCACGUGCAAGUAAAAUGCGUUCUUCGCAUCAUGCGAAUGCACGAGUGUCUGAAGUAUCUUCCAGCUGAUUCAAGAACGCUUUUAGGAACUCCACGUGUUUCACCCAAUAUAUAUUUAGUUUUGCCAGGGGAGUAUUUGCAUAUAGGCGUUGAAAAGGCUUUAAAAAUAAGCCUUUCUUCAUAUGAAGUUGACAACAUCUCGGAAACGCUUUUAGUUGAUAUUCAUUUGGAUGGAGCCCAGGUCCAUAAAGUAGGUACGGAAAAAAUUUGGCCUAUUCAAUGCAGAAUAUCUAAUCUUCCCAAGAGCCAACCAGAACCGAUCGGUAUUUAUAAAGGUAAUCACAAUCCAGAAAGUUCCGAAGAUUACUUUAAAUUUUUAAUACAAGAUAUCAAUGAAAUUGAAGAAAAAGGAGGAAUUGUAUUCAAAGACAAACUUUUUUCUGUUAAAUUAAGGUGUCUAAUAGCAGAUGCCCCGGCACGAGCUUUCAUCUUAAAUCAUGCGGGACAUAAUUCCUUGGUCCCUUGUUCAAAGUGCAAAAUUGUUGGCAAAAGGGUAGGUUAUUAUACAGUUCUAAAAGGCACAAAUCAUCCACCAAGGACGCAUGAUGAAUAUACGUCACGGGUUGAUCAGAAUCAUCACCAUUUAGGCACAAGCCCCAUUUCAAAAUUGCCAUUUAACAUGGUUGAAAGCGUUGUUUUUGAUUAUAUGCAUUUGGCCUGCCUCGGUAUUAUGAAAAAACUCCUUGAAACGUGGGUUCUUGGAAAAUAUACAAAAAUAACACAUUUGACGGAGAAUGAAAAAAAAAUUGUUAAUAAAAGAUUGGAAGCAAUUUCCACCUUUUGUCCAAAAGAAUUUUCUCAUAGACCAAAAACACUUACUAAAUUUUCUACUUUGUUUAAAGCAACAGACUAUCGUCAGAUAGCACUAUAUUCAGGGCCUGUCAUCUUUAAGGGAAUAUUAAAGAACUUCGCAUACCAACAUUUCUUACUGUUUCAUGUUGCAAUGAGAAUUCUUGUUUCUUCAAAUUCAAAUAAAAUACUUCAAAAUUUUGCCGAAACAAUAUCGAAAUUUUUCGUGACAAACUGCGAAGAAAUUUAUGGACCCAUUUUUUUAUCGUACAAUAUUCACGGGUUCUUGCACCUGACUGACGAUGUCCGAAGAUUUGGACCUUUAGAUUCAUUUUCUGCUUUUCCGUAUGAAAAUAAAAUGAGGUAUUUCACUAGUAUGUGUCGCAGACCUGGUGUUACAUUGGAACAAAUGGCAAACAGACGAGCAGAACACGAAAAUCAUAACGUAAAUUUUGCCGAGAAGCUGACCAAAGCUACGUUCAUAGAACUGAAAUCCAGACAUAGUGCUGGCCCGGUUCCUGAAUCAUUUAAUGAAUAUUGUCAGUACAAAACACUGAUCACCCAAUCUUAUCACUUUGAUUGUACUAAGAGAAAUCGCUGCUGUAUUUUAAAUGACUCGACUAUUUGUCUAAUUUAUAAUAUUCUUGUAAAGAAUAGCGAAUAUCUCCUUGUUGUCAAAACUUUCAAGAACAUUUGUGAUUUCUUCGAUGUUGGUUUUCCGUCUUCGAGCUUCGGUGUUUAUCUUUGUGGAGAUAUAACUGAGGACUUAUCAGUUAUCUCCUUCACUUCUGUUGUUGGUAAAUGUUUUCUCAUGCCCAUUCUAGAUAAUAAUAGCAGGGAUUCUGAAAGCGAAGACAGUGAAGCUGACGACUUAACGAUUAAUGGGCGUACGCGAGAAAUAACUAAACCAGAGCGCUACGCCACUACUGAAGAAGAGAGUAUGCCCCUUAAAAGAAAAAAGAAGAGAAUUUUGUCGGAUGAGACAUUAUUAAAAAAUUCCACCAACAUGAUGAGGUCUAUUAAGGAAAUUGCCAAACAACAAUUCCCACAGAAUAUUUGUCCGCCAUCCAUAGGCAUUCCAAUAUCUCUUCCUGAAAAAUCUCUCAACUCGGCUAUUGCAAUUGCCCAUCCUUCUCUCGGACCGCCUCCAUUUCCAUUUAGUAAUAUUGCCUCCUCUUCAUGCAUUUCAAUGUCUUCUGAAACAUCUCUCACCUCAGCUCGUGUAAAUGCUCAUCCUUAUCUCGGACCGCCUCCAUUACCAUUGAGUAAUAUUGCCGCGACUACCAGUUCUCUCUCUCCUUCUGAAACAUCUCUUACCUCGGCUGGUUUAAAUGCUCAUCCUUAUCUCGGACCGCCUCCAUUACCAUUGAAUAAUAUUGUCGCGACUACCAGUCCUCUCUCUCCUGCCUUUAAUUUCACAGACAUAAACAAUUUGUUAGCACCAACCGAUGUGACCUUUGCCAGCCUCUCACAUGAUCCAUCCACAUUUGCAGAGGAGCAAAUUAUUCAAAUUCAUGCUCUUGGAAAUGAAAAUUCCAAGAGGGAUGAACGAACAGAAAAUUCUGACGAACAUUCGGAGCACAUCAGGAAUGACAAGGUCGUUUUAAAUUAUUUAAAGAGAGAAUUUCGAAAAAUUCAUGUAAGAAUGGAUUCCUUUGAACGGCUUCUUUCAAGGCAAAUGCGCAGGGAUAUGCCCAGAAAACCUUCUAUAUUACCUUUUAAAAGUAUAGAAAAUAUAAUAAAUUUCACCGACCAACAUGAUCAAUUCCAAUCUGUAAUUGAUUAUGGGGCCUUUAUAGGUGGUGACACGUUAAAAGACCAAAUUCAUAACCUCUUCAAGGAGUUCAUCUGUGACGAGUUAUGUACCCAGUUUACAUGGUGGGGGGAUGAGCAAGGAAUUCAUCCCCUUUACAACUCUGGAAUUGUUAGGGCAAUUUUUGGAGCUGUGUGUACCAAUAAGAACUUCUCACCACCAACGCGAGUUGAACUCCAAAGAGAGGUAACGGCGAGUCUCAAAGUGGCAAAACAGCGCCACCGUAAUGCCGCUAAGCGUCGAGAUCCAACCGCAAAUGACAAUGACAAUGAAGAUUCCAUAAGGCGGCGCCGGAUUGAAGCGGAUAAUUUGUACAAUAUUAAUUAAUAUUAUAAAUACUUAAGUACAACAUUUUUAUUUUUAUUUUAUUUAUUUUUUUUUAUACUUAAGUAUAUAUUUU
Molecule: messenger RNA, 3451 nt
Organism: Brassicogethes aeneus
Lineage: Eukaryota; Metazoa; Arthropoda; Insecta; Coleoptera; Nitidulidae
Source: the annotation of a GenBank genome assembly